Puccinia graminis f. sp. tritici CRL 75-36-700-3 is the source of this 591-nucleotide messenger RNA. RefSeq lists its product as uncharacterized. NCBI's taxonomy places the organism in Eukaryota, Fungi, Basidiomycota, Pucciniomycetes, Pucciniales, Pucciniaceae. The transcript is spliced from 4 exons. The coding region runs from base 1 to 591 and encodes 196 amino acids. The record is from RefSeq and is a predicted model, not a curated record.
AUGGGACCCGGGACGCGAUUGUAUUCUUCCUAUGCACGUGAGCCUUCAGUAAAGGAGUGUCGAAGUGCCGAUUUCGUGAGGAGGGUUUCGAGGAAAGGGGAUCCAACUGUCACUUGGAAGCGGUUCGAUGUUAUUAGCCGAGACUUCAAGAACUUUAAGCUCAACGCUGAUCGGUUUGGAGGAGUCAGGUCAUUGAUUGAUCACAUCGUACGGUGGACCGUCUCGUCGCUGCUGGCAUACGUACCCCACUAUUGGUCAAAAGAUGGGAGACGAAGAAGUCCGAAGAGUACGUUUCAGCCAUCCUGCGGUCCCUCGAAGAAGGCAAGCAUACAUACCCAAUUACACUAUAGAUACGAAAUACCCAUUGUACGGAUGUGCCCAAUUUACGCUGAGGUGAAACCUUGCCGCGUUUCAUCGGGCAGUUUCAAAAGCAGUGUUACCCCGGGCCGUUUGAGCCACCGCUCGAGCAUCUCUUCACCAAAGCAGUUCCCGGCUGCUAAGUGGAACAAGUAUCAGCUGGGUGUACAACGUCUCAUAACUUCCGACGUACAUAUCGGUUUCAUUCCAAAGACCCAAAGUGAAAUUACAUAA